This is a messenger RNA of Naegleria lovaniensis, 1080 nucleotides long. RefSeq lists its product as uncharacterized. The transcript is spliced from 2 exons. Gene Ontology annotation, molecular function: choline kinase activity; ethanolamine kinase activity. Bases 1 to 1080 code for a protein of 359 amino acids. The record is from RefSeq and is a predicted model, not a curated record. Gene Ontology annotation, cellular component: cytoplasm. NCBI's taxonomy places the organism in Eukaryota, Heterolobosea, Eutetramitea, Acrasida, Naegleriidae. Gene Ontology annotation, biological process: phosphatidylcholine biosynthetic process; phosphatidylethanolamine biosynthetic process.
AUGACAGCAAAGCAUUUUCCGGAAAUUUUCUUUGAUCUUCAUAUGAACGAAGAAGAAUUGGUUUCAUUGAUUGAAGAACGAUUUAAAACAGUCUUCUUUGAAAACGUUUCCGAACCUCUCAAAAUUAAAAGACUUACAGGAGGCAUUACCAACCGAAUUUACAAAGUAGAUUUCAACGGAAAACAAGUAUUGUGUAGAAUUAAUGGUCUCUCUACAGAAAAGAUUAUUGAUCGAGAUGUUGAACUAUUUCAUAUGCAAGAAAUGCAUAAACAUGGACAGGGACCGCAAGUCCAUUGUGUUUUCAAGAAUGGUUAUAUCUAUGAUUUCAUUGUUGGAGAAUGUACCUCGACCGCUGAAUUGAUGGCCGACAAGUGUGAAAAAAUUGCUGAAAAAUUAGCCAUGUGGCACAAGAUGAAUAUUGAAAAGGAGAGUCGAGCACCUGUGCUUUGGAAGUUAAUUAACAAGUGGGUCGAUAAUGCAAAAGGAUUUGAAUGGAGUGAUCUCGACAAGAAGGAAAAGUUUUCUCAAUUGAAUUUUGAAAAAGUUGUGGAACAAUGUGAAUUUCUCCAAAACAAGAUUUUUAAUGUGAAAUCCACACAGGUGGUAGAUCCAAAAGAUUUGAACUCGGUUCUUGAUUUAUUUUCUGUUGGGUUUUGUCACAAUGAUUUGUUGGCAUUGAACGUUCUCUAUAAUGAUCAAGAUGAUUCUGUUCACUUUAUUGAUUACGAAUAUUGUGGAUAUAGUUAUAGAGCGUUUGAUAUUGGAAAUCACUUUGAUGAAUAUGCUGGAUUUGAUUUGAAAAAGAAUGACUAUCCAACUCGUGAAACUCAAACCAAAUUUGUGAGAAAGUAUCUUCAAACCAUGUAUGAAGGUCCAUCGUCACACAUUUCUGAUGAGAUGGUUGAAAAGUAUAGAACGGGAAUUCAUCUCUUUGCAUGCAUUGGACAUAUUUAUUGGGGUGUUUGGGCGAUUAAUCAAGCUAAAUUUUCUGAUAUUGAUUUCGAUUAUCUAAGCUAUGCUAAGGGCAGAUUCGAAUGGUAUUUUGAGGAGAUUGGAAAGGUGGAUUUUGACAGCUUGUAA